UGUCGGAGGACUUCCUGUUCCGGUCUGCGGUUUGAGGGAAGCGGAAGGAACCCUGUUGGAGCCGGCAUGGCGGGCGCUGGGCUGUGCUUCUUCGUCUUCGUCCUCUUCGCCGUCCUCCUCCAGUUUGCCGCCUUUGGGGCUCCGGCGCCGUCGGGAAGCGGCGGGGUUCAUGAGCAGAACCCCUCCGCGGAGGGAGACCAAGAUCGGAAGGACUUGAAACCACCUGGGGAUCCUUCAGCUCUCACCAAGACUGAAUCCACGCAGCCCCAAUCUGGAGCGACUUCAAUAGAUUCUUCUCAUGCUGAAGGAAAGGAUAGUAAGAACUUGGCAACCAAGACCAAAAACUUAGAUCUGCCUGUUUCAAAUUCUCUCGUCAAGAAUACAGAUCUUAAGGACCCUAAGAACAGUGAGAACUUACAGGCUAAACCCCAAAGUGCACAUGUUCCAGAUUCUUCUCCUGAGAAGUUGAAACUUGAGGAUAGUGAGAACUUAGCACCUGCUACUGAGAGCAGCCAGCCCCAUACAUCUAUAUCAGACCCUGCUACACAGAAGCCAGGUCGUAAUGAAGCUAAACAAAGUGGGAGCUUGCCAGGCGAGUCCAAUGGUGUCAAGUCUGUCACGUCUCUUCCAGAAUCUCCUCCCUUAAUAUCAGAUCCUAAGGAAACCAAGGAAGCAGAGAACUUGUCACCUUCCACUGAAAAUGACCCAGCUCCUCCCCAUAACUCAGAUCAUAAUGAAGCCAAGCAAAAUGAGAAAUUGCCAGAAGAAUCCAAAACCCACCAGUCUGAUGGAUCUCUUGUAGAUCCUGCUCCUCGAAAGCCAGAUCAUAAUGAGGAUAACCAAAGCGAGAAAGUACCAGAAAAGUCCAAAAACCCCCAGUCUGAUAAAUCUGUCGCAGAUUCUCAUUCCUCAAAGUCAGAUCAAAACGAAGCCAGUCAAAAUGAGAAAACCCCUCAUUCUGGUGCAGCUGGUGCAGAAUCUACUUCCCAAAAGUCAGAUCAUAAUGAACCCAACGAAAAGGACAGUGUGCCAGUUGUUCCUGAAAACGACCUGUCUGAUACCUCUAUCCCUAAAGAUGAUGAUGUGGAUGAUGAUAGCAUGAGAGAUGAUGAAACAAUCGGAGGUGGUAAGGAAGGAGAGGAGACUGCUGAAACUGCCCAGUCGGAGAAGGAAGAAGUGAAGAACUCACCAGUCGGUCCGCCGCCUAAAAAUGGGUCUGAAAAUAGCCAUUUCUUUGCCUACUUGGUGACCACAGCUAUUGUUGUUGCUGCGCUCUACAUUGCUUACCACAAUAAGCGGAAGAUUAUUGCCUUUGCUCUGGAAGGGAAAAAAUCCAAGGUAAUCCGAAGACCCAAAUCCAGCGACUAUCAGCGACUAGAUCAAAAGAUCUAAGGUAAACCCAGAAAUCCCAGUCUAAUGAUUGGGUUCACUAUGGACUUAUCCUGAAAAUGAGCCUGCGGAAACAUGAGCUGCCCUUCAUCAGUACAAUCCCUGAAGCCUGUUGGCUGUGCUGCUGUGUCCAGGGAGUGAGAAGAACAGAAGUGCUUUUAAUUGUACACAUGCACUUUGGUAAAAUCUUCAGCUGUUUGAACCCCUUUCAGUUACUUGGAACUUGCACUGUUUUCUCCCAUAUUGUGACAUAAGAACCAACAAGGGACAGUACUGUGUCAGUCACCCAUUCAGUGAUAUGAUGCUUAACCUGCUGUAUUUAGGAAGUGCCUUUUCUGCUGAACAGGCAGAUUGGCUUUAUUUCCUAAGUCCGCUGUACUGUUUUCAUAGUUGAUGCAUGCAGUGUGUGAGUUGACAUGAUAAAGGCUGUUGAUUGUUGUCCAUGGUAUUGAAACCAGCAAUUUCCUUGUUGAACCAUUGCACUAGUUGAAAUGUGGUUUGGCUGGCCAUACCUAUUGGAUGCCUUCUGUCUGUAGAUGGCAAUAUUGAGAAAUGAAGGCUCAGUAUUGCAGAUUUCUCAAGAGAUGUCAGAGCAAGUGAAAAGGAGGAGUCAUCACAUUCUGUAGCUUCCUAAUUCUCCUUUUGUUCAAUUGAUGGUCCAUUUCUUACAUUUAGACCAAAAGUAAAAUGAUUUGAAGUCUGCUGGUAUGAAAGGAUUUGGGCUAAGGAAUGUUUUAAUCUGUUUUUCCCUGUUCCACUCUUUGCCAGGCUUAUUUGGAAAGAAUCUUAACACAUUUUUCAGUCAGUAGUACCAUGUCCUGUUAAAUCUGGCAGUGGAGCUGGCACUUUUCUUAUCCACCCAAGAUCACAAUAAUACAACAGAAAUAUGUCUUCUCACACCUUUUUCAAUGAGCGAACUGUUUCUAAGCACUUGCUUUUUUGUGUUGUCAAGUUGCCAUUCUACCACUAAAUAGACCCUCACUUUUCAACCGAAGAAUUUUAUUACUGUUGCAGACAUCUAAACUUGUUUGCCAUUUCAGAGUCCUGAUUUGGGACACCACUUUGAGUGUGAAGGGCACUUGAUUAGGCUUAGGUAGCAUUAUUCACAAAUGCACUGUAGAAAAUGACAGUUCAGGAGUGUGUGUGUUGAUGUGUUUAUGUAUGCAUUGCAUAGUAACACUUUAAUCUUUGUCUGAAAUCUGAUUUGGGGAUAAGGGUUCCUAUAAUUCCAGUGGGGCAGAUUCAGUGCAAACCAGACUGUCCAGUGUGUGGUGGUCUCCUGGACAGUUCAGCUAUUCCGUUGGUCUUGUUUUGCUUCUGUUGGGAUGAGGGAGUAUGGAAAUUGGGGACAGGAAGUAAAUUCUAGGGUCACGUUUGAGGCCUUUGACUCUUUAUAUAUUUCCAAUCAAAUUCUAAAUUAGUGAGAAAUGACCUCUUGCACUUAGGAGCCGACCCUUGCCUUCAUUAUUGAGCUUUUCUGCAGUGUCUUUCGAUUCUGCCUGCAGAGGCGAGGAAUAAUUUGUGGCUUGGACUCAAGUGCAGCAGAAUGAGGCAGAAAAGCCGACCACUUAACUUCAGGUGGGCCAGUUUACCCAUUAAAAAAUGCCUGUGGAUAGAAAGCUAGCAUGUAUGUUGGCUGUGUAUAAUGAAUGUAGCCUAGGCCUUUCCUUGCUGAAUAAGGUUUAAUGUGUAGGAACUUCCACCUUGGCAGCCUAAGGGGUUGCAAAUUGGUUACAUUACUUAUUCAAUCACAUACUCAAGGCACUUAUCAACAAGUGACUAAUAGCUCUCAUGUAACUGAGGGGAGAUCUUGCUAUCUCUGGAACACUUCAUGCUAAUGGUAUAACCACUGGCAUAUGUUAGUCCUGCACAUUAGCAAAUGGCAGAGCAUCAAUAGUGUAUAACAUUGUGAGGCCAUGAAAUGGCUUCUUGGUUGGCAAUUAGGAAAGGAUUGUCCCUUUUGAUGCAAAAUCUAGAUUUCUGGAGUGCAAUGGUCUUGUGCACUAAGCCCUUAGUAAAAAUACUGGGUGGGUGAAUUUGGUUAUUGUGCUUGACAUUAAAAACCCUGUGCUGUUUCCUUAAUUAAAAAUAAAGUUAACUUCGGGAAUGCCUUCUUUCUCUUUAAUACAUUUCGUGUUAUUUUGACUUUGCAUUCAAGGUUAACAUUUUAAAUAGAUGAAAGCUUGUUCAGUGUUCUCUGCAUUUUACAUUGCUAUUAUUUUUACCUCAACUUGAAAUGAAUUGUGUUCUGUUGAUGGAUAGCUUUCUUGCCAAAUGUGUCUUAUUUUCUCUUUAGGUCACCUCCCUUCCCUGUUUGAAUCCACAAGUGUGUGUUUCUGGUUCUGUCAGCUUUAAAAACAAAUGAGACACUUUAAAGUUUAGACUUGUUUUUAAUCUUUGUAAUCUUUUUUCUUGUGAAGUGAAUUUAAAUAAAUUGAUAUGCCAAACUCU
Sceloporus undulatus (fence lizard) is the source of this 3840-nucleotide messenger RNA. It is a transcript of the gene TGOLN2, whose product is annotated as trans-golgi network protein 2. The transcript has 4 exons. Lineage: Eukaryota; Metazoa; Chordata; Lepidosauria; Squamata; Phrynosomatidae. Bases 67 to 1392 code for a protein of 441 amino acids. The record is from RefSeq and is a predicted model, not a curated record.